CUUAGACUAGGUAUUUGGAGAUUCUGAGAACAAGAUAAUGAAAAAAAAGAAUCGCUCAGAAGUGUCCCUGCUGUCAAAAUCCGCCUCAAAAUAUAACGAAGAAGUUUGCGUGCCACUGCCGCCUCUAGAUGUCAUUGAUAUCAAAGUCCUAAAUUUAAGAGUGCCCGAUGAACCUAAGCCUUACGUUAUAGUAGUGACGUUUCAAGGCCAGUUGCUCAUAUCAUGCGUUAUAACGUCGACGGGAGGUAGGGAAGUAAAUGAAGAAUGCAAAAACGCUGUAGCUUCGGGGAGGAUGAAUUACGAUCCAUCAGAUUAUGAGAAAAUGUGCCUGUUCGCCGAUAAUCCUUUAAUGAUAAAAAUUCAUCCCUUGAGAAACGACGAGAAAAUCUCUAACACAACAUAUAGUCCACCUGAACAAUCAAGGGAAUCUACUAAACCAAGCUCUGUGAGACGUCCGAAACCUGAUACGGAAACGUUUUGCUGUAACAUAGAUAUUUUACCAAUAUUUAAUGAAACAAACAAGAUGAAACUGCAAAAACGUCUAGAACCAAUGUAUAAGCCGUCCGUCUUAGUGGUCAAAAGCUGGGACAACCUUCCAUUAAUCACGUUAACUUUGAACGCAAUUAGGAAUCCGGAAAACGUUAAUCAUCAUAAAAUGUUCAAGAAUGCGAACUAUAUGAAAAUCACUGUUGUCGGAAGUUACAAUAUGAUAACACCGUAUGAAGAAGAAUGUGUUUAUAUUGCAGCAUCAAGGUUACCUCUUCCUAAUGAAACGCAAGCUGGAGUUUUUAGCUUCAACAACGGCUAUAAACUUCUUAGAAGACCCAAAAGAACGUCCUUUUAUCCACAUUGGGGUAGCCUGCUAGUUGCACGGGAAUCGUUCACUAGAGGCGAUGAAAAAUUUGAAUAUAAUAUAAACGAAUUACAUAACGAAGAAAACAUAGAUGUGAAUUACUACGUAAAUAAAAAGCCAGAUCAUUUUACAACCCUGUGGACAGCAUUUCACCGAGUUUUAAUGCCUAAAGAAACAGAAGAAUCAUUAGCAGAACAUAUACGCAACUAUAAAUGGCCGAUAGAAGUGCACAUUUCUGGAGAAAACAAGGGAUACAGCUUUAUGGGCUUCAUAGAUCUUUUCCGGCUUCUGUAUCCUGGAGAGAUAACAGUUCGCUUAGUGGUACCACUGCAAUGGGUCGACGCACAGAUUAUGAUGGCAAAAUGUAGCUGCCAGCUGCUUCUCACGCCCAAUAAUAAAGUUCCAUCUGUCAUGUCAGCCAUUCAGAAAUCGAGCAAGGCUACAACUGAAUCAGCACAUAUCAGCACAAUGAGAGAAAUAACAUACGUACCGCGCCCUACUGGUAGCGACGACAAAUGUGCUUUCGUAAUCGUUGAAAUCGCCCUAGCACAUCCUUUGAAGGAGCCUUCCAUACCUCCGCACAUAUCUGAGUCUGAAAUAAACGAGAUGUUAAUGGAAAUGGAAGUGCUACCGACUAAACGCGAGAGCACGGGGCGUGGGCAACUCGACCGCGACUGGCAAGCCACGGUGCGAUGUGCGGCUAACUCGUUACGCCGAGUACCUUACUAUGGAUUGACAGAUUUGUGUACCAUUAACCGUGUAUUGAGUGGAACCCGUACUCGCGUAGAGCUGGUGACGUCAUUCUGGAUAGACGCAGCUAUUUACGUCAACAACAACUUUGUUGUCAGAGAUUUCCUACACUCUGAUGAUACCUAUGAAGAGAUGCUAAUGAUAGCACACGCCUGUCUCAUGCGACUCGCGAACGUGGCGCUGCAGACGACAACUGAUAACAGACAAGAGCUGAGCCCUACAUUGAGAGCGGCGCGGCACGCUCGACAUAUACAGGACUUGCCACAUGCUAUUGAUCUUUAUUUACAGUUGGUGGCAGCCAAACCUCGAGAGGCGAACAGUUGGCGUGAGCUCGCAACGUGCCUCAAAGAUGUGGACAGCGACUGGGCGAAUGUUUGCCUCAACAAAGCAAUCAUGUUGGAUCCCCGGCAUCCGUUAAGUCUACUCUCUAAAGGUGCUGCGAUAUUUGACAUUGAACCAGAUGAUGCAGAACCUUUCUUCACAGCACUGAUGGCAUUUCAUCCGUUUUACCUAAGCUUGUGGGUCGCUGCCAACGCGUAUUACUUGCACAUGGAACUGUUCCACAUGGCCACCGAAAUCAUGGCGCAAAUUAAAAAAACAGAAGCCGAAGGUCUGUCACAAGAGAUGCCAUUCCCCCGAGUUUGGGAGCGUGAGCUCGGUGACUGGUGGGACCAAACCCCCUUGCUUCCCGGCACCAGCCGCUACUACGACGCUGCUGACCUCCUUCUAAGGAUUCGCGCCGUUACCCUCGCAGAGAUAUGCAUAGCUCGUGGAUUUUCGGAAACUGGUGAGAGUGCCGUGUACUUCCACAUGGUCGCUCUAUGUUGCCGAUUGAGAGGAAAUGUUGAUGAUGCAUUAUGCCAUAUUAAGCAAGGAAUCGAAAAAUAUGGUGAAAUAACAUACUUAAGGAGUUUGGAGGGAGAGUGUUUCCACAAGCGAAAAGAAUCGUCUGCCUCUAUGAGGUCAUUUGAAAAAGUCGUAUAUUGUACCAGCCCUUAUAUUGCCUUGUUGUCAUUGCCACGUCGCGAUCAUGGCAGAGUCAAGUCCAUAUUAACAGAACUCACACGCCGUCACCCAAGUGCCUAUACCUGGAUGGCAUUUGCGGAUGAUUGGAUGAAGCAAAGUGCGAUGGGCGAGGGUGGUGAUGCAGACGCAGCGAAAGGCCAACAAUCAGCCGCAGCCAACGCAGCCAUGUGUGCGCUGAACGCGCUCAGAUGUGACAGGCGGGCGGCUCGCGCGUGGACGUUGUUAAGCAUCCUCCUCAAGCCGAGCGCCAGGCGUGAGUUCUGCAUGGAAAUGGCUGUUAAGUACGAAAUAACAAUUCAUGUGCUCUUAGGCUGCCCGUCCACCGGAGCGGAGCGAGGCAGCCGAGCCGGCGGAUCGGACUAA
This is a messenger RNA of Pararge aegeria (speckled wood butterfly), 2992 nucleotides long. RefSeq lists its product as uncharacterized. Gene Ontology annotation, molecular function: protein binding. The record is from RefSeq and is a predicted model, not a curated record. NCBI's taxonomy places the organism in Eukaryota, Metazoa, Arthropoda, Insecta, Lepidoptera, Nymphalidae. The transcript has 19 exons. Gene Ontology annotation, biological process: cilium assembly; cilium movement. Gene Ontology annotation, cellular component: extracellular exosome; motile cilium. Bases 38 to 2992 code for a protein of 984 amino acids.